AUGAUUAAUAUAACCCUAAGUGGGAACAGUCAGCUAGGACACCCAUUGUUGUAUGUUAUGCUGAUUGUGAUGAUUUCAACUGCUAUCGCUCAAGUCAAGUAAGUCAUGUUGUGCUUUACUGUCACUCAUCUCUUUCUAUUCUACUAAUUGAAGGGUAGUGUAAUUGAGUGUAAGGCCCCAGGUGACCCCUGAUCUAAUGCAGGGUUCUCUGGAAGCUCCAGUAACGGGCAGAGAUUGCUGUCUAAUUGCCAUGAAUGUGCUGGCUACUCACAGAAAACACUUACUGUAAAUCCUCUAUUAAGCCCCCAGGGGACUUAUCUUUUUCAAGCACUUUUGAGGGGGGCAUAUUUAAUUUAGCUAAAUGCAUCAACAGGAGCAAGGUUUCUCGAAGAUGGACCUGUGGUUCCUGGGCGUUAUACUGCUUUUUAAGAAAAGUUAAAUGGUAACAAUUCUCCACAGAGAACUAGAGCAUAAAGUUGAAAAAGUUAAGCACAUGAAGUUGGAGGUCGUGCGGCUGAAGACCAAAAACAAUAUGAAUUUCCAGCCUCAAUAAACCAUAGCUGAUCAGUCCAAGUUAAUUUUUUGUGAAGAAUAAGGAUGGAGAAGAGGGGGGGGGGGGGGGGGAAAAAGCAGGGGGGGGGGUCUUGCGUCUUUGCUCCCCAGAAGGGGGGGGGGUUUUAGGGGGGGGGGUUUUAAAGGGGUUUUGAGUGUUUUUUUUAUCUCCCUAUUUUGUUUAGAAAAGAAAUUAACAAAAUAAAGAUGUACUUGAUGGCUGUUUCAAGGAGUUUGUUUACUAAGGGGGGGGGGGGGGGGGGGGGGGGGGGGGGGGCUUAAUAGAGAGAGGGGUGCUUAUUAACUUUCCUCCUCUGAAAAGGGGGUCUUAAAUAGAGGAUUUAUGGUAUUUUUUCAUCCUACUUUUUGCUCAAAAAAGUAAAUCCAAGUAAAUAAACUUGUUUCUGUCCUCCAUCUCCCUGAUUGCUCAAAAUGGACUAAAAGUGAAUAUUUUUCAGGACCCUGGAAUCACAAUUUCCUCUUGGGAAGCCCCCUAAACUCCCCUAAUCAAAGAGGGGUACCCCCUUCCCAUACCUCCCCCCUCAUGUCAGUGGGUGCACUGCUAGUACUGUGCAUUUUGAUCUACCUACUUAAUUGUUUCUCUUUCUACUUCAAAUUUUCUGGAGAACCCAAAAUUCAACUUCAUCUUUUAUCACAAGGCAAGUUGGAAGGUGAAUCCAUCAGUUUAUCAUGUGAGGCUUUAUUCUAGGCUCUCCUACUAUUAACCCAUUAAGCCCUAAUAUUCACAUACAAGUUCUCCAAACUGAUCUCCAUACAUUUCCUUUAAGAAUUAGUUGAGAGAAUUUGAUAAAAGAUCAAAGAUUUUUCUCUUUGAGAUCAUUUUAUGAAUUCUCGUAGACUUUGCUCUUGAAAAUCUAUGGAUAUCGUUACGAGAAAAUUGAUUUUGGACACUAUUGGGGCGUAGAGGGUUAACACCAAAAUUGCAUUUAAUACCUACAGUACAUCCCGUUCAAAGUAAAAUAUUCAUGAGUUAUAAUUGGCAGAAGUGUACUUAAGCUAAUGAAUUGAAAUUUUACAUAAUGUGCAUGUAGCUUUCUGAUUUGUGGUUAGUCAGAUGGAUCUUUUGUUCUCAUUAAUAGGGGAUUUUAUUUUUUUCCCUUUUUCUCCAGAUUUUUGAACCGAGCCAUGCAGUCCUUUGAUGCUACUGUUGUUGUUCCCACAAAUUUUGUUUUGUUUACAAUUAGUGCUAUAAUAAGUGGUAAGCCUUUUUUUAAAUCAAUAUUUAUCCAGGGGCAUCCAAUUAAGCAGAACUAGUUUAAAUGGAGCCCUGACACAACACAAAAACAAAAACAUUAAAACAUUAAAACUAGACGAUUAAGUUACAAAGGCAACAUGUACCACAGGCAUUACUGUUUAACAUGGCACUUAACCUUUAUUUUGAAUUCGCUGAGCUUCUCAACCUGUCUAAUGAUUCUCGGUAGGAUGUGGUAGGUCUGAGCACCGUUUAUUCUGAAGCGACUUGAAGUUAAGAAAUGAGAGAUGUAUACGUGUUGUUAGGAAUUCACCAUCUUGACUUUAAGAAUCCUUGAAUGCCAGGACUGCUUGGGAAAUCCUUUUCUUAAGUCCUGAAUUUCUUAUAGAAUAUGAUGUAGCAAGCAAGAAAUGAAUGUGGUUAAUGAUAAUGAAUUCAUGAAUAAAGUCUAUAGCGAUACCCUUGACCUGACAUGACUGUAAUAUUAAUUCUUAGAUUAAUAAAGAAUCAAAUAAAGAUAUGUUUUCUUAAUUUUAGGUAUUGUUUUAUAUAAAGAAUUUUAUGGGCUUACAUUCUUGGAAAUAUUUAUGUUUCUGUUUGGGUGAGUAUCUUUUGUCUUUGUUACCAGUUAGUUAUGUUGAUGUUGAUGUCCAAAUAAUGACCCAAGAAGGGGCUGUGUCCGGGCAGUCUUGUUCAUUUUGACUAUACGUAUCUUUAUGCGUUAAGGAACAUAAUGCCAGCAAAGAAAUUACUUGUAAAUGACAAAAUUACAGCUUCCUGUUCAACCAAUAAGCCUUCUAAGCGUUAUAUCAAAAGUUACAAACAACGAAAGUGAUUUUUGAAAACUGUCAGGCUAACAAUUUCAAAACUCUUAACUGCAAUUUGUUUGAAUCUUCUUCAACUUUGUCCAUCUAUUACCGUUGUUAUUUAGGCCUUUCUUUUAGCGUAGUAUAGGGUGGGAAACUUUAGCUGCACUAGCUCUGGUAUAGGGUAAGGUUUCCAGGGUCCUUGCAGCAAAUCCCCACCCAAAAAUUCCUAAAGUACCCCCCCGAAUCGUAAUACCAUAGAAUUUCACACAUAGUCAGUGCGACAAUAAAUCUUUCCACAGCUUGUCUAGAGUGAAAGUAUAGACAAUUAUAAUUUAUAAUUUUGAAACAUUGAUUUUCCUUUACAGAUGUGUAUUGUCAUUUAUUGGAGUGUAUUGCAUUACAUCUGAAAGAAAACAGGAGGAAUCAGAAGAGCAGUUGCUCCUCACAAAGGCCGACCUGUUUCCUGGUAUGUUUGCAUUGGGUUGGGUAAACUGAGAUGAACUAUCUUUUCUUUGUGCCUUUAAAGGCCGAUUUACAAGGUACAACUCUUUCGUAUGCACUUACGGUAAGAUUACGACAAGAAUUUCAUUGUCCCCUUUCGACUUCUGCAGAACAAUUCAUUGUACCUCUUUAAAAACCUUUUUAAAAACUCUGCCCUCAAAGCACAAUACAUAUGCUUUAUUUACCACGCGUCAGGUCAAGAUGGCGGUAUACUGGCCAGGUUCUUUUUUGGCGUGAGACGAAGUUGAGGUCAUUAAAAACGUACAACAGAACGAGGCCAGUAUCCAGCCAUCUUGAACGAACAAACUUGGUCAAUAAAGAAUUUAUUAUGCGGCGAAAAAGAUAAUUUUUUUCUUGCGGGACCAAGGCGGGAAAUCCCGAGCGGGCAAGAUAGUCCCAUCUUGCCUGCUCGGGUAGCCAAUCAGAAACCAGGAUUCGCGGAUUCAGCCAUGUAAUAAAUUUGUCUUAUCAACCAACUGUGAGGUCAGGAUAUCUCGACUGUGUUGGCCAAGGUCCAUAAAAACGCCAAAAAAAAAAAAAAGAAGAAGAAGAAGAAUGAUCCCAGAAGAAACCAUUUUUGCUCACUUGUCGAUCCGCGAUUGAAUGAGAGGUUAUUUUUCUUGUCAGGAUUCUUAUCCUUGUCGUCAUCAAAGCUUAUUGCAGUUCAGCCAAGCAAUAUGUUGACGGCAUCUCAUGUUGAGUAUCCCAUGCUGCCUGGCAAGCCUACAUAUGAAUCAACCGCUGACACACAGCAGUCUCAGGGAGAAACGUAG
This is a messenger RNA of Porites evermanni, 3848 nucleotides long. The record is from the annotation of a GenBank genome assembly. Lineage: Eukaryota; Metazoa; Cnidaria; Anthozoa; Scleractinia; Poritidae.